AUUAAUCUACAAACGAUUGCUGGAAUUCUGUUGGAGCAGCACGAGCUGUGGGAUUUUCUUCACUAUUUUUGUUUAUUCCAAAGGAAUUUUACCAAAAAAUCAAUUAUAUUAACUUUAUUCUUACAAAACAAAUGUUCCUUUGUUAAAACCAGUGAGUAAUAAAAAUGUCUCAACUAAUUAAACCUGAACUCUUCCACCAGCUGAAACGCAGUAAUCCUCUUUUGCAAUUCCAACGUUUUCGGGCAAAAAUCAAUAUCCAACGACCCCGCCAACCUCAUUAUGAAAGGGCCCGAGUAAUAGCCGUCACAACACCCCGCUAUCCAGAACCACCAAAAACCACGAAUUGUUUUGAAAAGAAAUCACGAACGGUACAAGAAAAUCCCUACAAUGACAUCAUUGCCCGUGAGGUCUACAAUUGGCUAAACAACUCCAAGAUGGUUGGUAUCUUCCACAUAAACUCCAUCAAAUCGGAUGAUUACUUUGAUGCUCGUGUCUUGCUGCACAAACAAAACAUGCAAUUGAAACAAUAUGGUCAGAAAAUCAUACGUAAAGCUGUGGAAGGCAACCGUUUCGAGGCUAUAUUGCCGCUAUUCGAUGCCCAAACAUGUCUGUUGUUUUCUCCCGAACCCAGGGUAUCACAAUUGCUAAAAAUUACCCGAAAAAUUCCACAAAUGCUUCUCUUAGCUGGCAUUGUUGAUGAUACAUUACUUAGCCGCAAUGAAUUUAUGCAAUAUGCUCAAAUGCCUGGCCUGCAAUCGGCUCAAGCUGAGCUUGUACAGACACUAAAUAUGGCCGGCACAACGUUGGUACAAAAUCUGGAGGCACAUCAAAAGAAUUUUGUAAAUAUUUUGGAUGUUUAUGCUAAGAGUGAUAGUGAAAGUAGCGACGCCGCUAGCAAACCAGCAGCAACAUCGACAACAAAUAGUGAAGAGAGUAAAAAUUAAUUAUUUCUAAUGUGUUAAAUUGUUACAAAAUAAAAUCAUAAAGAAAUUACAAA
Molecule: messenger RNA, 997 nt
Organism: Musca domestica (house fly)
Lineage: Eukaryota; Metazoa; Arthropoda; Insecta; Diptera; Muscidae
Gene: mRpL10
Product: large ribosomal subunit protein uL10m
Exons: 2
Coding region: 165-944 (259 amino acids)
Biological process (GO): translation
Cellular component (GO): mitochondrial large ribosomal subunit
Molecular function (GO): structural constituent of ribosome
Source: RefSeq, a predicted model, not a curated record